Messenger RNA from Musa acuminata AAA Group (dessert banana), 2659 nucleotides. RefSeq lists its product as uncharacterized. NCBI's taxonomy places the organism in Eukaryota, Viridiplantae, Streptophyta, Magnoliopsida, Zingiberales, Musaceae. The record is from RefSeq and is a predicted model, not a curated record. Bases 264 to 1892 code for a protein of 542 amino acids. The transcript has 2 exons.
GAUCUUUGCGAUUCGAUUGUUGCAGAUGCAAGCUUUAUCAUUGAUCGUGUCCGGUUGGCCUCGCAUUGUGGUUUCGAUGGCAGAGGUGUCGUCUUCUUGCCAGAUUUAAUGUUCCUCAGGUGAUCAAUCAGUUCCUUUCUCCCCUAUAAAUUGUCCCCUUGGUUUUUGCUUUGCAUUGGUUUCAAGGAUGGGUAGGUUCUGUUUCGUAGAAGGUCAACUCUUCAAUCGAUAUUUGACCCUGGGCAUGUCGUUCUGACCAAAAAAUGCGAUCUUUGACCGGUCUGGGCAUUGCUUUGAGCCUAAUCUCAGGUUGCUUGUUCUUGGCUCUCGUUGCAGAGCUGUCCUAUUUAUUUUGGUGGAAGACGAGAACUAACAGGGCCAGAGAGCUGCUUCAUCUUUUCUGCUGGAGGAAGCCAUCGUUUCCCGGUUCCACACAAGUCAACCCCCGAGAGAUCUCCGCCACAGUGGAUGUAGCUGCUUCCUCCGAGGAGGGACAACUGCAGCUGCAGCACCAUUCGAGCUCUAGCAGGGCCAGAGAGCUGCUUCAUCUCUUCUGCUGGAGGAAGCCAUCUUUUCCCCGUUCCACAGAAGUCAACCCCCAAGAGAUCUCCGCCACAGUGGAUGUAGCUGCUUGCUCCGAGGAGGGACAACUGCAGUUGCAGCUCCACUCGAGCUCUAGCAGGGCCAGAGAGCUGAUUCAUCUCUUCUGCUGGAGGAAGCCAUCUUUUCCCGGUUCCACAGAAGUCAACCCCCAAGAGUUCUCCGCCACAGUGGAUGUAGCUGCUUGCUCCGAGGAGGGACAACUGCAGCUGCAGCUCCACACGAGCUCUAGCAGGGCCAGAGAGCUGCUUCAUCUCUUCUGCUGGAGGAAGCCAUCUUUUCCCGGUUCCACAGAAGUCAACCCCCAAGAGAUCUCCGCCACAGUGGAUGUAGCUGCUUGCUCCGAGGAGGGACAACUGCAGUUGCAGCUCCACUCGAGCUCUAGCAGGGCCAGAGAGCUGCUUCAUCUCUUCUGCUGGAGGAAGCCAUCUUUUCCCGGUUCCACAGAAGUCAACCCCCAAGAGAUCUCCGCCACAGUGGAUGUAGCUGCUUGCUCCGAGGAGGGACAACUGCAGUUGCAGCUCCACUCGAGCUCUAGCAGGGCCAGAGAGCUGCUUCAUCUCUUCUGCUGGAGGAAGCCAUCUUUUCCCGGUUCCACAGAAGUCAACCCCCAAGAGAUCUCCGCCACAGUGGAUGUAGCUGCUUGCUCCGAGGAGGGACAACUGCAGCUGCAGCUCCACUCGAGCUCUAGCAGGGCCAGAGAGCUGCUUCAUCUCUUCUGCUGGAGGAAGCCAUCUGUUCCAAGUUCCACAGAAGUCAACCCCCAAGAGAUCUCCGCCACAGUGGAUGUAGCUGCUUGCUCCAAGGAGGGACAACUGCAGCUGCAGCUCCACUCGAGCUCUAGCAGGGCCAGAGAGCUGCUUCAUCUCUUCUGCUGGAGGAAGCCAUCUGUUCCAAGUUCCACAGAAGUCAACCCCCAAGAGAUCUCCGCCACAGUGGACGUAGCUGCUUGCUCCGAGGAGGGACAACUGCGGCUCCAGUCGAGCUCUAGCAAUGGAGAUGAUGACACUGUGGAGGCUGAGCUCAUGAGGCUCCAUAGCCUUGCAGGCCCUCCGAGGUUUCUCUUCACCAUUAACGAGGAGAGCAAGGAGGAUUUGGAGUCAGAGGAUGUAAGGUCCGGAGGCAAAAAGAGCUGGAGUGAUUCGUUCGAUCGUUCAGACACCCCAUUCUUGACCCCUCUCUCUUCCCCUCCUUUCUUGACUCCACCUCUCACUCCUUUAGCUCGCUUCAAACACAGUGCUUUCAACCCCCUCUUUGAAUCCUCAAAAGAAGAAGACUUCUUCAGGAUCUGAUCCUGGUGCUGCAGGCAACAACAACACUGGAGCAAGUUCCAAGAUUUAUGAGUUUGCUCGAGGAUCUGCUGCUUCAUUCUGUGCAAGAACUUUCUCUGCCCGGUUUUUGUUCUCAGUCUGGACAACAAGGAGAUUCUCGGAACAGCUUUUCUGAUCAUGUCUCAACAGGCAUAACUCUUACAUUUGAGCCAUGAACGCACCACAAAAAUGCAAAGCUCGUCUUAGAACAUCCCCAAAGCUAUGAUGCUUCAACUCCCAGUCAAACAGCAAGAACAGGCUCUCUGGGCCAUUCUGGUUUCCCUAAAGCAGAGAAGUCACAUCAGAGACAAAAUCCAAUGGAAUCCCAUGCCAACUUUAAUCCUCUACCUUUUGCUUUAACCAAAACACUUGUGGUUGGUCCAGAAAAAGAAGACUUGGAUUAGCCUUCUAUUAUAUAUAUAUAUAUAUAUAUAGUAGAUACUAAAGGACCUCUUAAUUUGAUGAGUCUGAACUAUCAAUACAAAAUGGUGAGGUCCAAGUUAAUGUUUACAAUGUUUACUACUGAAGGCCUUGAUGUUCAUAUUGUAUAUAUCUAAUUUGAACGGGUAAAAGAUAGAAGAUAUGGAACUCAUCAUCCCAAAUGGAAUAAAGUUUGACCUAAUCAUGCAACAACAUGUAAUGGAGGAUGGCAUGGUCUCUACCUUUGACUAGUUAAGCCAAGUUUUAUACUUGAUGCCCACUUGUUUAGCUUUUGGGUGAGGCAAAUGGCGUGAGGAAUGUGAGCUUCU